AAUGGCCUUGUCGCUGCCCCGACUGCGCCGUCGACGACGACCACUGCUGUUGGCAGUGCUGCAUCGGGUGCCGGCAUGGGCAUCCACAACAACCCCGCUGUCAUGCCGCCGCGCACUGUGCCAAUGGUCAACUCGUUCGGUGAAGCCGCUCCUGCCGGUGGCGAUCACUGGCCCAAGACACCCUUCAUGGGCAGCAGCGACGCGUCCGUCACAACCUCGUCCAUCUCGUCGACGUCCUCCUCGUCCCACCGCCGUGACCGACUCGGCCGUGACCGUGAACGCGAUCACCACAGCAGCCGAGACCACCACCACCACGCUCGUGAGCGAGACCAUUCGUCGAGUGGCAAGCGCCACCACCACCACUCGAGCCGACGACACUCGCACCACCGCAGCAGCAGGCGCCAGUCGGACGACAGCGACUCGGCUGGCUCGGACGAAGAUGGCUCGUACGCGCGCGGCGGAUUGCGCCGUGCCCGAAACCACUCGUCCGACUCUGGCAGCAGCUCUGCAGAGGACUCGGACGACACGGACGCCGAGGACGACUCGCGCCGCCACACCACGGCCGUCACGCGCGCCAACGCUCGCCAUGCGCUUGCGGAGGGCUUCCUGCUCGACGACGUGACCUGCGGCCAGUGCGGCAAAAUCUUCCGCCGUCCCGACCGCCUUUCGGCGCAUGUCCGCACACAUGCCACCAUGCGCCCCUUCGUGUGCACGAUGGCCGAUUGCAGCAAGACCUUCCGCGAGAAGGCCGCGCUGAAGAAGCACAUGAUUUCCCACGGCGACAUUCGUCCGUACACUUGCGAGCGUUGCGGCGCGGGCUUCAAGUUCAACCACCACCUGAAGCGCCACGACACGCGUUGCCUCCACCGGCUCAAUCGCAUCUGCGGCAGCAAGGCUCCGCCCACCGUGCAGCAGCGCGCGCUGGAGAUGCUCAGCCAGGCUGGCUUUCGUGCCGUUGCUGGCACUGAUUCCGUGAAUCUGGUCAUGUUCAACCCCGAGUCGAUGGCGACCACCAAGCCCGAGGAAGCAAUGAGUGGCACUGCGCCGAGUGUCUCGUCUCCCGAGCACGAGCACAACAUGUCCGCCUCCGACGAUGCCAGUGAAGCGUCCAGCAACCAGCACUCGGCCUCCUCCCUCUCUGCCACAUUCGAUCUCCCCACUUCCUGGAAACCCGAGGAUUCGGGCGCUGCUGACGCGCACUCUCGUUAUUCUCUGGUCCCUGUUGCACCAUCUGCGACGCCUGUUGCUUGA
Capsaspora owczarzaki ATCC 30864 is the source of this 1251-nucleotide messenger RNA. RefSeq lists its product as hypothetical. Gene Ontology annotation, cellular component: nucleus. The annotation marks the transcript as partial. The transcript has a single exon. Lineage: Eukaryota; Filasterea; Ministeriida; Capsasporidae. The record is from RefSeq and is a predicted model, not a curated record.